AUGUGGACUAGCAACUCCUCCCCUCUUCGCGCUGCUUCUGUGAAGUCCUUCCGGUGGACAACAACGGAAUUGUAUUUUCACUCAUUAUUUUUGUGAGGAUUGUUGGAUGAAAAAUAGAAUAUUUCAGCUAUAAUAGCCGCUUUAUACCCUGAGCUACAGCGUUUGACUGUGACACAGAACCAACAUGGACGUCCCGAACCCCCCUGAAGAUCAAGAGCUGAGGAAUGUGAUUGACAAACUGGCCCAGUUUGUGGCUCGGAAUGGACCUGAGUUUGAAAAGAUGACCAUGGAGAAGCAGAAGGACAACCCAAAAUUCUCCUUCCUGUUUGGGGGAGAAUAUUUCAGCUACUAUAAAUGCAAGCUUGCUAUGGAGCAACAGCAACAUCUUUUCAACCCUGGAAACAAAGAUGUGGUUGACAUUCCCCCUCCAUCAAUGCAGCUCGUUCCUCCACCUCCAAUUGCUCUGUCAGCUGCACCCUCGAUAGAUGAGCUCAUUCAACAGAGCCAGUGGAACCUCCAGCAACAAGAGCAGCACCUGCACACUCUCAGACAGGAGCAAGUGACAGCUGCCAUCACCCUGGCAAUGGAGCAGCAGAUCCAGAAGCUUCUGGUAGAAACUCAGUUGGACAUCACAGAGUUUGACAACCUGCUGCAGCCCAUCAUCGACACCUGCACUAAAGAUGCUAUCUCUGCUGGUAAAAACUGGAUGUUCAACAAUGCCAAGGGGCCACAGCAUUGUGAACUGAUGGCAUCACAUCUUCGUAAUCGCAUCACUGUUGACAGCGCACAUUUUGAGCUCCGCCUACACCUCAUCUAUUUAACCAAUGAUGUUCUUCAUCACUGCCAGCGGAAGCAGCAGAAGGAUUUGUUGGCGGCGUUGCAGAAGGUUGUUGUUCCCAUCUACUGCACUAGUUUUCUAGCAGUAGAGGAAGAGAAGCAACAGAAGAUUACCCGGUUGCUGCAGCUUUGGGAGAAGAACGGGUAUUUUGAUGAAGAGACCAUACAGCAGCUGCAGAACCCAGCACUUGGCAUUGGACAGUACCAGGCUUCCCUGAUAACAGAGUAUGCUGGUGUGGUGCAGCCCAUCCAGCUGGCCUUUCAGCAGCAGAUUCAGGCUUUAAAGACCCAACAUGAGAAGUUUGUUACUAGUUUGAAGCAGCAGCAACAGGCUUGCCCUGCAGGACCAGCAGCUCCACCUGCUGAAGCUGAAAAAGCCCCACCUAUAACAACCCAAGCCAGUGCAGGAGAUGUGAAGCCUCCUGUGAUUGGCCCUCCUCCAGGAGACUUUGAUGGAGCUCCACCCAGAUCACAGGACCCCAAAAACUCCAGUGGGCCAUCUGAUAUGCCACCCAACAAGCCUGCGUGGUUUGAGCCUCAGCAUGUCGGACCCUGGAACCCCAACCAGCCGCCUCCCUUUGACAUGAACCAGCCCCCACCUCCCUGUCCUCCGUGGAACAGUCAUGAGGGAAUGUGGAACGAGCAGAGAGACCCAGGAAACUGGAGUGGAGGUCCUCCGAGAGAUGGAGGCCCCUGGAGUGGGCCAGGAGGUUCUGAGCUAGGUCCCCCGUCUUGGAAUUCAUUUGAUCAGCAGCCCCCCUGGGGGAACCAGACUGAUCAACCUCCAUGGGGCCAAAGAGAGCCCCCAUUUCCACCACGAAUGCAGAGACCUCCCCAUUUCAGAGGACCUUUUGCUCCACACCAGCAGCCCCCCCCAUUUAACCAGCUCCCACCACCCCCUCACAAUUUUGGAAGAUUCCCACCUCGCUUUGUGCAGGAAGACUUUACUCCCAGACAUCACUAUGACAGACCGCCUUACACCUCACAUCGCUUUGACUAUCCUCAGGGAGGAGAAUAUCCUGGAGAUAUGCCAGGUCCUCCACUUCACCACCACCCCAACCAACGAAUGCCUCCACCAGCUAUAGGAGCCGAUCAUCCUCCAUGGGGUACGGGCCAACACCCAGACUUUGGCCCACCUCAACAUGGCUUCAAUGGCCACUCCCCUCACAUGCGCCAUCGACAGCAUCCCGUUCAAGAUGACCCAAGUCUAGUUCCAAACGUACCCUAUUUUGACCUGCCAGCAGGUCUAAUGGCUCCAUUGGUCAAGGUACGUUAGUUGAUUCUGAAUUUGGGACAGUG
Molecule: messenger RNA, 2136 nt
Organism: Xiphophorus couchianus (Monterrey platyfish)
Lineage: Eukaryota; Metazoa; Chordata; Actinopteri; Cyprinodontiformes; Poeciliidae
Gene: cherp
Product: calcium homeostasis endoplasmic reticulum protein
Exons: 12
Coding region: 185-2113 (642 amino acids)
Biological process (GO): RNA processing; intracellular calcium ion homeostasis
Cellular component (GO): perinuclear region of cytoplasm
Molecular function (GO): RNA binding
Source: RefSeq, a predicted model, not a curated record